Messenger RNA from Eimeria necatrix, 336 nucleotides. RefSeq lists its product as hypothetical. The coding region runs from base 1 to 336 and encodes 111 amino acids. NCBI's taxonomy places the organism in Eukaryota, Apicomplexa, Conoidasida, Eucoccidiorida, Eimeriidae. The record is from RefSeq and is a predicted model, not a curated record. The transcript is spliced from 3 exons.
AUGCAGGCCGCGCAGCCCUGUUUGUGUCGCAUGAAAAUCUCGACUAUCUACCAGUUCUCUGCAAAUUCCAGGCAAGGGUUUAGGGUCUUCACCUACGGAUGGCAAGGAGAUGUCACGGAGACAGAAUUUCGGGGGCUGCUGCAGCAGCUAAAGAUUUUUCCUGCUGCUGUUUUGCGGCUGCAGCUCGAGGGCUGGAAGGAGACAGGUUUCUUUUUGCAGUUUGACCGCAUGCGGGACGUCAAGCUCGUCAUGUCGCGCCUGCAGCUGCUGCGCCGCCGGUGGCGGCUGCAUCCCCAUGCGGUCUUCUUUGCUUUGCCUCGACGAGUGAGGGUUUAG